Messenger RNA from Salpingoeca rosetta, 2488 nucleotides. RefSeq lists its product as uncharacterized. The transcript is spliced from 3 exons. The coding region runs from base 17 to 2416 and encodes 799 amino acids. Gene Ontology annotation, cellular component: nucleus. The record is from RefSeq and is a predicted model, not a curated record. NCBI's taxonomy places the organism in Eukaryota, Choanoflagellata, Craspedida, Salpingoecidae.
CACAACAGCAGCGAAGAUGGCUGCUCGAACGACCACGACGUUUGUGGGCGACCACAUGUGGUUUGCCCUGUACCCGAAGGACAUGGGGGUGGAGCUUGAGACGCUCGGGGAGCUGUUGACGGCAUGUGAGAAGGUGGCAGAGAGGUAUUGUGAGGGUUACAUCUGGCAGCAGGACCCGCUGGCCUUUGAGCUCCGCGCCGGCGGCGGCGUGGACGAGGAAGCGUGCAUUGUUGGUGGGCUCAACUUUGGCGACAACGUGGAGGAUGAGUGGUUUGCCACGUUCAUCCUGCGUGAGAUCACGCGGCAGCUCCCGCUCAUUGCCAAAGUGGAAGACACGGACGGCAGCUUCCUGCUCAUUGAGGUUGCGCAGGCGCUUCCCCGAUGGGUCGAGCCCGACACGGCACGCAACCGCGUGUUCCUCUGCGACGGCCAGCUGCACAUCGUGCCGCAGCCGUCAUCCCCAGCAGACAUUGGCGUCCUGCCGCAGGGUGACGCGAGCGUAUCACAGGCCCUCCGCGCCAUCCGCUGCUCCCCGAAACAGACGUGCGCGUCUGCCCAGGUCCAAUCCUUGCUGCAACACCGCCUCGCCCACUACCCACAGCAUGCCCAAGAGUCCAUGCACCACACCCGCUGCUUCCUCCCAGCCCGUCUCCUCAAGUACUUGGAAGAGCACCCGCAGACAGUAUCAUCGGCAGUGUCGUGCUUCUACCUGCGUGAUCCCAUCGACAUGAAGCGAUGCGGCAAGAUGGCCACCUUCCCACCAAGCGAGCGCGUCAUGGGCCCCGUCGUCAUGUCCAGGUGCAUGUACGCGCAGCUGAAGCAGCAGCAAUUCCAGCCGCCACCCGUGUUUGGCCGCAUGCCCCCGCCAUCCUCCAGCGAGUACAACGCAUACACGCUUGGCGCCAAACUCGCAUGCGGGUUUGAAAUCCUGGCCAGCAAGGCGCCCGUAUUGGAUCUCGAUCGACUUGACGAGGAUGUGCGCUUCCAGCAGUUUCUCAAGGGCCUGGAGCACCACAGCUACUUUGGCGCCAACAUCCCCGGCUCCAAGGCAUACCGCGAGAAGAUGCAGGCUGCCAAGCAGGCGUUUCUGGAGAAGGUGGCAGCAUCGCAGCGCACCCGCGGCCGCACCGCAGACGAGAUUGUCAGCACCCAUAUCCAACGCCCAGGGCUGGACGACACGGAUGUGAUUCGGGCCCAGAAGCGUGAUGGCAGUGGUGAUGGCAGUGACGGGGGUGGUGUGGUGGACGAGGGCAGGCAGCAACGCAACAGCAGGCCACGUGGCGAUGGCGGUGCCGGCCUGGCAUUGAGCACAGUGCAGCUGGAGGCGCUGCGACUCAGGACACAGAUGGACGCAUGGAGCAGCCAUGGUGACAAUGGUGGCAGUGGUGAUGGCAACAGCCGUGUUCAAUACACGCCGCCAGCACACAUUCGCGAGGACAGUGACGAGUGGAUGACAAUGACACCGACAGAUUUGGACAAACUGCUGUCCGCAUACCAGCUGCUGACAACGGAAGCCAAGCAGGAGGAGCGCAAUAUUGGCGAUGACGGUAGCCGUGGUGAUGGUGAUGGUGGUGAAGAGGGGAUGGCGGAGGCGGAGGUGCAGAAGCAGCUGCGGGCGAUGGCUGAUGGCAUCUCAAAGUUUGUUGGCAUGGAGAGCGGAUUCGAGGGCGCAGUCGACCUGAAUGACUACUUUCUGCAGGAAGACCAGGACAGCGACGACAGUGAUGAUGAGUAUGGUGAAGAUGGUGAUGGUGGUGGUGUAGUUGGUGCGUGGGGCGGGAAUGGUGAUGAAGAUGUGCAGCUGGACGCAGAGCAGUUCCUGUCCGGUCUUCGCACGCUCUUACAGCAAGUGGCAGAUGAUGGCGGUGAUGGCGAUGCAAUGACGGGAGGCGACGACAUGAAGGCUGGUGUGACCGCUGCUGGUGGACGUGGAAACAGGAAACAGAAGAAGCAGCACAAAAAGCAGCAGCAGGACACGCGGCGGGUGCACUUUGCUGAAGAUGUUGAGGCAGGAGAAGCAGGGAGAAGAGAAGGCGUUGGCAAAAGAGGAGAGCAGCGAGCGCAGGGUACCAGCGCCCGCAAGGAGAAAGCGGAAGGGGAGGAUGGUACAGAGGACCCGUUUGCAGACGUGCAUGAUCAGAUUGAACGCGAGCUCAAGGGCACAUAUGUCAAGCACGGAUACGUCAAGGAUCCGUUGAGCGCGGCGGACGAGACAGCGCCAACCCCACACGACAGCGAAAGCAGCGCCGAGCGUGGUGGGGACGAUGAGGCGUCGCCGAUUGCUCUGGACUUCAACCUCGUGCACAACUUGCUGCAGGCGUACGGUGCACAGCAGGGCGUGGCAGGCCCGGCAUCCACCCUCCUCCACACCAUCGCAUCCACAGCAGCAGCUGAGGAUGAUGGCCAAGGAGAGUAGCGUGUGUUGUGGUGUGGUGUGAUGUGGUGUGGUGUGUUUGAAAGAGUCGCUUCGCCCUUAUUCCGCAGGUGG